AUGGACCAUCACUCAAAACCAGCUACAUGUACUAACAGCACAAGUGCUCCUACACAAAACAAUGAAUUUGUUGGUUACAUACAUAAUGUUUCUCCUGUGUCUAAUGAAAAUUUCUUUGAAUGCCAAUUACAAGGAAGAGAUGAGACAAUAACUAAAGCAGUGUGCUUCAUGCCUUUGUUUGGAGGCUUGGCAUAUUAACUCCGCCCAUGCUCCUUUAAAUCGUGAUGAUGGCGGUUUGCUUCCUGAAGCCUAUUUACACCUCGUCAGAAAAAAGGCCGCUUAUUAGUGUUCAUAUAAAAGGACCUUUUGUUGCAGCAUUUAGAUCACCCCUAAUGAAGGCACUAAACAGGAGUGUCAAAACGUUGGGUCUAUGAAUUGCAACUUCUUCGGUUACAUUCAUUAAAUCUGCAAACCAGAGUAGCAUCAAACUAUGUCUGAUUGUCCACCUGGUUGCCACGUGAACUUUAAUAUAUUUUAAAGCGCAAGAUUUUUGCAGAUUACAGUGGAAAGAAGAGCCCCAUAAAAGCUAAAAAGUUCAAUGUGGACACCUCUUUAACUACCAAUGAUAUGUUGAUGGGAGAUACUGUUAUAGUUGAACACUAUCCACAACUUGACUUCUCAAGAUCAGAGAGCCAAUCUUCAUCCAUGCUUUCAUCAGUUAAAUCUGUUCGAAUUGGCCAGCAUGUAACUGUUAAGGCCAAAGUUACCAACAUGUCCAAAGAGGAAAAGGCAGGGAAUUUAACUCUUGUGAACUGUACCCUGCUUGACCCUGCAGCUUCAGUCAGAAUGGUAUUGUGGGAGAAUUUUUCUAACCAAGUAGAAAACAACCAUACAUACACGUUCCAUAAUGUAAAAGUACAAAAGGUGAAAUAUCAUGACAACAUUUAUUUGAACACUGCUAAAUAUGGAACAGAAAUAAAGCUCACAGGAGAUUUUACUGAAGUCUUAGCUGUGCCACUUACUCAAGAUACCACACAAUUUGUACCCACAACCAUUGAAGGAGAAAUAUUAGGAAUCACGACCAUAAACUCACAUUUCUCUUUCUUUAAGUGCAACAAGAAACUAGAACAAUCUACUGCAGCAACAUAUUUAGAGUGCAACAAUUGCCACUUAAAGCGAAAACACUUUUUGUGGAGCAUAUUCAGCAGGUACUUCCCAAACAAAAAUUACCUCAUGCCAACAACAACUGCGGAAAUGCUCUUAGACAGUUUGUUCAAUCUUGUAACAGUAAAGUUCACGUACAACAAAACAUCCAAAGCAGUACGGAAGAUUGCUAAAAACAUGUAA
This is a messenger RNA of Pocillopora meandrina, 1287 nucleotides long. The record is from the annotation of a GenBank genome assembly. NCBI's taxonomy places the organism in Eukaryota, Metazoa, Cnidaria, Anthozoa, Scleractinia, Pocilloporidae.